Messenger RNA from Rattus rattus (black rat), 4141 nucleotides. RefSeq names its product leucine zipper and CTNNBIP1 domain containing (gene Lzic). NCBI's taxonomy places the organism in Eukaryota, Metazoa, Chordata, Mammalia, Rodentia, Muridae. The record is from RefSeq and is a predicted model, not a curated record. Gene Ontology annotation, cellular component: cytosol; beta-catenin destruction complex; nucleus. Gene Ontology annotation, biological process: negative regulation of Wnt signaling pathway. The transcript has 7 exons. Gene Ontology annotation, molecular function: beta-catenin binding. The coding region runs from base 428 to 1000 and encodes 190 amino acids.
UUUCUGCCCUUGCCUGUUCGUGCUUCUGUGACAGUUUUCCUCAAGCCGUGCCCUGAGUGCAGUGUGCUUUGGCCUCACCCAGACGAAACCUCAGCAAAAGCUACAGGAGGCACAGUCCAGCGAUUCUGUGGCCUCUCCUGCACCUUCCUAGGAAUGGAGAAUGUAUUUUAAUUACAGUCUGCUUAAAGGGAAGUUUUCUGGACUCAGUAGGCCAAGUUCAGACAUAGCAAAUAAAACGGUAACAGUUUAUCUUGUUCUAGCCAACUCCACCCCUAGGAGGUUUGAAGUUUGAGCCUCCUGUAAACUCUAUAACAGCUUCGCUUUCCUCAAAUUGAUGACACCCAAAGCUCCAACAGUUGGCGAUUUGUACAAUUUGAGACCCAUCAGCUCCGUGCACAGUACAAAAUACUAGAAGCCCGUGAUUAAAAUGGCUUCCAGAGGAAAGACAGAGACAAGCAAACUAAAGCAGAAUUUAGAAGAGCAGUUAGAUAGACUGAUGCAGCAGCUACAAGAUCUGGAGGAAUGCAGGGAGGAGCUCGAUGGGGAUGAAUAUGAAGAAACUAAAAAGGAAACUUUGGAGCAGUUGAGUGAGUUCAACGAUUCACUGAAGAAGAUUAUGUCAGGAAAUAUGACUUUGGUAGAUGAACUCAGUGGGAUGCAACUGGCCAUUCAGGCAGCUAUCAGCCAGGCCUUUAAAACUCCUGAAGUCAUCAGAUUGUUUGCGAAGAAGCAGCCAGGUCAACUUCGGACAAGGCUGGCUGAGAUGGACCGAGAUCUGAUGGUGGGGAAGCUGGAAAGAGACCUGCAUACCCAGCAGAAGGUGGAGAUACUGACAGCUCUCAGGAAGCUCGGGGAGAAGCUGACAGAUGAUGAUGAGGCCUUCCUGUCAGCCAACGCAGGUGCAGUGCUCAGCCAGUUUGAAAAAGUCUCCACAGAGCUCGGCUCUGGAGACAAGGUCCUUGCUCUGGCAGGGUUCGAGGUUGGAAAAGCCAAGAAAUGACAGCGUGGUGGGUUUGGCCCUGGCAGCCCCGUCCGUCCUGCACUUGGUGCUUCCAUCCUGAGGACUCAAAGGCAGCGCAAAGAGGAGAGACUCUCAACAGGCAGCAACAGCCAGGAGCAGGUGACCUGGAGACGCAGUGUGGCUUCUGCUUGGGUCCUCGUCCCUCUCCGUGCCUCUCCCUUCUUACAUGACCCCAGACUUGUUGGGACAGAGGGACGUUGUUCACUGCGGUUUGUUCUGUUAAGAUGUCUUGUUCUUAGUGCUGAUAGGGUGAGAGCUGCGAGCUAGUGGCUGUCCCGCCUUUGUCUGCAUGCCUUGCGAUGAACAGCACAGUGGUGUCACUGGCCGCCCUGCAUCUGGAGAACCUUACAAAGCUUUCUGUUUUUACACAAGGAAAACCAAGACGUAGAGUAUCUGAUCUGCCCAAAGUCCCUCCAGACGCAGGGCUGAGGCUGGGGCUCAGGUGUCCUGAAUCCAAGUUUUAUUUCUUUCUUCUGUACUGUUUCUGAGGGUUUUUUUUAAUAUAAUAAUUAACUUGUAUUUGUGCAAGUUGGCGUCUUUGAACACUCAGUGUCCUACCUAACUCAGUUGAAUGGGCACUGAGGCCUCUUCCAGCCUGGUGGUGGGCAGCAUGAAUGGGCCCCAUUGUAUCUCUGGGUUCCUAAGGAGCAACAAUGGGAGCCCUGUUGAGAGCCUCCUGAAGUAACUUAACCCCCUGCCUUGUCAGUGGGGAAAUGGCAGCCCGAAGCCCUCUGUGUGUGACCUCCUGCCAGCUCUGAGGGUGGUAACAGCAAGUUACUAUCAACUGUGCAGUUUGGGGAGAAACACAGAGUCAUGAGGAAAGUAGGUUUCUCCCUGGGAGCCAUAGCUCUGCAUGGGCAGCCUCGAGCCUCGCCCUCACACAAACCUUCCAGGCCUUGCCUGCAUUGUAGUCCUUUGUGUAUUUCUCAUUAUUAUUAUUAUUUUUUUUUGCACUUUAUACAAAUUAAAAACAUUUUUACUGCUUCUUAUAAACUAAAGUUCUACUAGGUGCUUUGCCAACUGGACAAAUUAGGGGACCUCAGCUAUGUAAAUGCCUUAUUUGGAACUGUAAUGUCUUUUGGACUCUUUGAGAGGUGUGGGUCUAUGAGCCAACAAGACGGCCCAGUGAGUAAAGGUGCUUGCUGCCAUUCCUGAUGCCCUGAGUUUAAUCCCCAGAUCCACCUGAUGAAGGAAGAGAAUUGACUUUUACAAGGUAUCUUCUGACCUCCACAGAUGUUCCAUGGCCCAUAUGUGUACAUAUGUACACACGCAUAUAUUCACACUUACACAAUAAAUAAAAGAAACAGUGAGCAGGAGUCCCCAUGCUGGAGUCAUAGGCUCAGACUCUUCUAGCCACUCCUCCUCCCAAGAAGCUAGUGCUCAGAUGAGCACUGCUGGGCCUUACCAGUGGGCUGUCUCUAUUCAGUGUAGAUCACCCAGAGAGCUGAUCACCCUGUAACCCGCGGUGCUCUGUGUGCCACCGCCAUUCCAUAGAGAGAAGUUCGUAUUACCCAGAAGUCCCAGUUCCACAGUGUAGAUUCAGUGAUGCUGUGCAGCUCCCACCCGAGCACCAAUCAUGCCCAUCGUUCAUGCAGGAGAGCCUGUGUCUAUUCCAGUCACUCCGAGCGAGAUGCCUUCCUCCAGCCUCCAGCCUCCAGCCUCUGAGCUGCUCUCUCGUCUCUACAGCUGGACAGUGCAUAUGAACUUUCCAUGUGAUUAUACCCUGUGUUCCUGGUUAUGUAUCGGGCUUUUUCAUGCAGUAUUUUUAGGGCUAACUCACAUUGUAACACACUUUGAAACUUCAUUUUUGUGCCUGACUAAUACUACCCUGUAUGAAUACUAUAUUUAGCCGUGUGUCUGAUGAACAUCUGGGUUGUUUUCAGAUUUUGUGAACAGUGCCAUUAAGAACAUUUCUGCACAAGUACAUGUUGAGUUCCUAUUUUCAGGUUCCUUUGCGUUAAUACCUAGUUACCGAAUCGUUAUGUUGAGUUUUAAUAUAUAGCGAGAUUGUCCUUUGCCUAGUGCUCCCCCAGUAAACUGAGGAAUCUAGAGGUAUUUUUCAUCUGAAGAAGACUCAUGUCAGUCUGAAACCCUUAAUGUUGGGGAGCCUUAACCAUCCUUAAAGACCAGCACCAGGAGGCUGGGUAUGGUAUCAUACACCUGUGACCCCAGUGCUGGGAGGCAGAGACGAGGUUGACACCAGCCAAACAAAGAGAAAAUAGAACCACGAGAUGAACAUGGGAGGAACUUACUGUUACAGCUUUCUGCUCUACGGAAAGUUGCCCCCUGUUAAGAGUCUGACACUCUGGGCACCUCAGUUACGGCAGCUCAUGGAGCCUCACUGUCUUCAGCAGAGGUAGAAGACCUGCUUUGCAGUUACUUUGCAUUUCCUCCCUCAGCAGCAGUUAGCUGUGGUGCCAGUGCACCAUUCCAGUGCUCAUUAGCCUGAGUGAUAUCUGCUUCCCCAAUGCCGUGAUCACCGUAAGGCCCUACAAGGGCAGUUAUUAAAUGCCAGUAAACCGUGUCUCCUGUUCACAUCUUCAUCCUUUCUGGAACUUGAAGGUCUGUCACAUACAGAAGAGAACCUUGUAAUAUUCCUGUGCCAAGAUAUUUUGGUGAAAAUUUCUGCAUUUCAGGCCAGGUGUGGUGGCACAUGGAUCGAAUUACUCAGUUUAUAUGUGUAUGCCAUGGGUAGGUGCCCAGGGCACUAGCAGAGUGUUGAAUCCUCCAGAACUGGAAUUUCAUCACUUGUGGGCUACCAGAUGUGUGUAUGGUCGGGGGGGGGGGCAGAGAAGCAGAGGCAGGUAGGUCUCAUGAGUUCCAGGCUAGACUGCUCCACAGUAAAUACCAGGCCAGCCAGGGCUACGUACCAAGACCAUGUCUCAAAACAAAACAAAACAAAAAAAAGUUCCAAUGAGAGUGUCUAAAUGGGCUGUUAGCUAAAUCUAUUAACCUAGACUUUGUGUUUCAGAGAUUUGUUUGAUCUUGCAAAUGGCAACAGGUAUUCUAGGCAGGAGGGUUUUCAGGAGAAACCAAGACUUUGGGGCCAACAGCUCGUAAACUGUGAUGUUAGGCCGUUCUCUAACAGCAGAGCCACGGAAUAAAAGGCUGUGAGUCCAU